Nomascus leucogenys (northern white-cheeked gibbon) is the source of this 639-nucleotide messenger RNA. RefSeq lists its product as uncharacterized. The record is from RefSeq and is a predicted model, not a curated record. Lineage: Eukaryota; Metazoa; Chordata; Mammalia; Primates; Hylobatidae.
GGGUCCGGGACGGCGGGGCCUCCGCAGGGCUCCUGGCCCUCGGUGACCUCGGCUGAGACCGCGAGCCGCGUGGCGGAAAGCGGAGGAACUCCCGUCCGGCCCUGGAGCCGCCCGCGCCGCCCGGAGUCACCCGCCGCCCCUUCGCGUCCGGGCGCUCCAGCCGCGGGGCCCCGAAGGCUCCCCGUCCCUGGCCUCCCCUGCUGGGUUCGGGGCGGUUGGCCGUGGACGCGCCCCGAGUCCAGUCCCUUCCGUCCAGCCGCCCGCCCCAGGAUGUCCCGCCACCGCAGCCCUGCAGUGGCCAGGAGGUGUGGGCGGCCACGCCGGAGGGACCCACGGCGGCGCCGGACGCCCGCCCUUCCUAGGCCCUGGCCUGGCCGGGGUGGGCCGGGACGUUCCCUGUUGCACAGGCAUUUAUUUAUUCAGCAGCCUACGUGCUGGCCGGCACUGCCGAGGGACAGGACGCCUGACCCAGGCGGGACAAUGCCGUGUGCAGCGCUGGCGGGGCCUGGACCCCAAGCUUCAGGGUCCCCAGCCCCUCAGUCAGAGGGGGCACCUCCCAGGCCCUGGACUCCUCUCCAGCCGGGUCUACACCACCGUCCCCCGUCAUCUUCUUCUGGGUUACUAAGCAGCUUCUUUUAA